UUGGGGAAGUAUUCCAUGCGCGCUGUAGAUUGUAUUACCCCGUUCGUUCCCUCCUCUUCUCAUUCUGAAAACAGAAAAGGGAAGAGAGCCACCGCACAUUUUUGAAAAUGCCCGUUCGCCGCCUCAGGCUCGAUUCCGACUCCGACGAAGAACAACAACAUCCACUUCAGCCACGUCCCGUCGAAAUCUCCGACGACGACGAUGACGACUUCAUCGACGUCGCCGAUAGCCUCUCUCCUCCCUCUCCCGCCUCCGCCUGUCCAAUCUCCGACCACCUCCGCCGCCUCGGACUGUCCCUCAGGCGUGACUGGCUCGCUUCCUGCCUUCUCCAACUCCAAUCCUCCGUCGCCGCCUUCCAACGCCUCGACGCCGCCGCCAAAGCCAAGCUCUGCUUCGAGCACUUUCUCUUCGCCGACAUGAACUCCUGCGGCGCCGGUGUACUCCCUCCCGACGUCGAUUCCAUGCACCUUCGGCUUCUCCCCGGUCCCUACGUGUUGCAGGUUGAUGAAGUUAUCAACAUCUGUUGUCCUCUGCGAGGCAGAUAUGAAGCGGCACCUGCUGGACUCAAAAGGUGCCUCAAGUUGUCUAUGACUGAUGGCGUUCAGAGAGUCUUUGGAAUGGAGUAUAGGCCUAUCAAAGCUCUUGAAGUUUGUGCAUCUUCUGGUUCAAAGGUUGUCAUCUCUAAUGUACAUGUGCGUCGCGGACUUCUGAUGCUGGUCCCUGAAACCAUUGUAAUUUUGGGGGGAUUGGUUGAGCAGCUGGAUGCAGCUCGAAAACGGUUGGUUGAAGAAAUAAAUAAACCACCUAGGGGGAAAAGAACCAAAAACGGAGUGCUUCCUCCUUUAGCAACUAGAGCUACUCUUGCUGCAUGGCCUUCAGGUGGAGUUGAUGAUCUUGGGCGCAGUGGCUUCAUGCCACACGGUUCACAUUCUGUCCAGGAAAACAAUCAAGGUGCUAGCCUGAGCAUGUCUGGCACUGGUAACAGCUUAACAACUGAAGAUACUGUGUCCAUGGGUGCACAAAAUACUGCUUCUAAUUCUAUACUCCACAUGGCAUCCAAUGCUGAGGCCAUAAAUAUGAAUAUGCGUAGGGAUAGUAAUCCUGUUUCCCGUGUGAGUCCGAUGGCUAACCAGCUCUCUUCUGUCAUCUCAAAGGCUGAGGAGAUGCAUAUAGAUGCUGCUAACCUCACCAGGGAAACUUCUGUUGACAAUCACACUUCUCACAUGGAUUCAAAUGUUGCAGCAGCACAUAUGGACUCUGUUCAUAUAGCAAGAGAAAGUUAUGCAGCUACCGAGUGCACUCCCAUUGUUGAAAAUGUUGAGACAGACAGGGAUAGAACUCAUGUAGCAACUGAUAGUGCUCGUCUGAGAAGAUCCUCCCCCGCCUUUUUAAAUGUUGCAGCGACACAUAAGGACACUGUUCAUAUAACAAGAGAAAGUUCUGUGGUUAUGGAGUGCUCUCCCAUUGUUGAAAAUGUUGACACAGACAGGGAUAGAACUCAUCUAGCUACAGAUACUGCUCAUCCAAGAAGAUCCUCCCCCACCAUUUUAAACACUAGCGAUGUCGACAUGGUUGAUGCCAGUGACCAUCCACUCAUUAUGUCUGGAGACCAAGAGGUUCCUUUCACAUACUUAGCUAGUUUGUCUGCCAAGUUGGCUGCAAUGAAGGAGGGAGCUCCUUUUGUUCGGGGUAAAAUCAAGUGCUUUUUGACUGGUGUAAAAGGAUUCCAGUAUAAGAAAAGGGCAACUUACGAGCUUCAGGCAUAUGUAGACGAUGGUAGCCUUAUUUCUGAAAUCCUCAUUGAUCAUGAUGUGGUACAGAAAGGAAUUGGUUAUUCUCCUAUGGAGGUAACCGCCGCUCUUUCUUCUCAUGACACGAAAAUUGUCCAACAAAUGAAGGAUACAAUGCGUAAAUUUCAAGCUUUUUUAGCGAACUUUGAGGGAAUAAUACUUGUGGAAUUAAAUAAAAAAUCUUCCCUUCCCCUUGCACUAGAGAUGAGUCAAGGCUGUCCUCAAUCUGAUGCAUGGUUACUUCUGAGAAGGCUGAAGUCUCUUCACCCUCCACAAGUUCAAGAACAUUUUUCUUCGGAUCCAAUUGAAUUAUCCCCAUAAGCAUCAGAGUUACCUAUCCAAGAUGAAAAUAGUACCGUUCUUCGUACUUCACCAAAAUCCUCGAAUUCCAACACCCUAGCAUAUCAAAGAUGACUUAGAAAUAUGAGAUUAUGAGGUAGCAUUUGAUGCUGGACCAACUUUUAUGCUGCCAUCUCGCCCUGAGAUGAAUGUUUAAACGACUAGAGAUGUAAGAUAUAUUGUACUGCUCCGGAGAAAAGUCGACAAAAAUGUAUGGUUUUCAUUUUCAUGAAAAAAAGGAAUUACCGUUGAUCCAAGUUAGCAGAAAAAGAAAGGUGAUUGAUGGACCUUAAAUGGCAUUGCCCUACAUUGGAAAAAAAUAAUCAAUUGCUCUUGGGAAAAGGAGGAAUGAAAGGUUGCCUGAUAUAUACUACAGCUGAGGCAUGAAUUGGCCUUGCAUCUUUCAUUGUUCUCGGUGUUCCCACUGGAGGUUUAUUUGUCGGAUGAGAUGUAUAUUUUCAUCUUAGGAUGCAUUGUAGUUCAUGAAUGCGUAUAAUUUUUUGUUUUUGCAAUUAGAAUUGUAAAUUUUCUGACGGUGAUUUUAGCUUUGCUAAUGUUAGUCCAAGCGGUUUUGUCAAGUUUACUGGCAUUUUCAUUAUCAAUGUAGCUCUUAUAUAUUGUAGCAAUGUAGCGAGCAAAAUAGCCACAAGUGUAUAUAUCUGGAAACAGCUCUGAAGAUUAAAAGCAAUUGUUUGCAUUGCUAAUUUUA
Messenger RNA from Cajanus cajan (pigeon pea), 2838 nucleotides. It is a transcript of the gene RMI1, whose product is annotated as recQ-mediated instability protein (DUF1767). Gene Ontology annotation, biological process: resolution of meiotic recombination intermediates; double-strand break repair via homologous recombination. Lineage: Eukaryota; Viridiplantae; Streptophyta; Magnoliopsida; Fabales; Fabaceae. Gene Ontology annotation, molecular function: nucleotide binding. Gene Ontology annotation, cellular component: RecQ family helicase-topoisomerase III complex; nuclear body. The record is from RefSeq and is a predicted model, not a curated record.